Xiphophorus maculatus (southern platyfish) is the source of this 3238-nucleotide messenger RNA. Its product is annotated as ly6/PLAUR domain-containing protein 1-like. Lineage: Eukaryota; Metazoa; Chordata; Actinopteri; Cyprinodontiformes; Poeciliidae. The record is from RefSeq and is a predicted model, not a curated record. Gene Ontology annotation, biological process: acetylcholine receptor signaling pathway. The transcript has 3 exons. Gene Ontology annotation, molecular function: acetylcholine receptor inhibitor activity. The coding region runs from base 196 to 603 and encodes 135 amino acids.
CUCCAGCUUCUUCCUCUCCAGUCGCUCUGAGCGCAACAACCUGCGCGGAGCUCCGUCUCUCCCUCCCCCACCUCAUCCCUCCAUCAUCCCUCCAUCCGCCCCAGAGGAGGUGAGGAUGAGCCGGCGGACCGACCCCUGCUCCUGCCGCUGAUUCCCUCCCGCUCUCAUGGUUCCCCUCCCGGCUGCAGGCAGAGGAUGCGGCUGCUCGUUUUCGCCACUUUACUGGGACUCUUCCUGGACGCAGGCGACGGCCUCCAGAUCCAGUGCUACCAGUGUGAGGGUGUCAACUACGACUGCUCCACGCCCGAGUUCAUCGUUAACUGCACGGUCAACGUCCAGGACAUGUGCCAGAAGGAAGUGCUGGUCAAACCUGACGGAACCCACUACAGGAAGUCGUGCGCGUCGUCGUCGGCCUGCCUCAUCACCUCCUCCGGCUACCAGCAGUUCUGCACCGGCCGGCUCAACUCGGUGUGCAUCAGCUGCUGCAGCACGCCGCUCUGCAACGGCGUCAAGAAGAAGCGGCCCGUGCCGUCGGCCGCCGCCGCCGCCAGCGGGCGGGCCCUGCUCUUCCUCACGCCGCCCAUGCUGCUCCACCUGACGUAGUUGGACCUCGGACUGUCGCGUAGAGCCACGCAGGGUAGACGUAGCUCUUUUUCUGGUUUGUUGCUCACGAGAGGAAAAAAAAAAGGAAAAAAAGGAGCCUAAUGUAUCCCCUCGGUCAUUUUGUGUUAAUUAUUAAGCAAAGAAAAUCAUUGGAUCAGCUCCUGUGAAGCACGGUAGUGACAGGGUGAUGCUGGGGGCCUGCUGGGUCCACAAUCAUGUUAGUGCUACCAGCUUUUGAGUCGGAUGCCUAAAGAAAAAGCGGCUAAAAGCUUUGAUUCCUAAAACCCCAGUCGGCGUUUCUGCUUCAGGAGGUAAGAAGAAAAGCACGGCGGUGGCAGGGUGGUGAUACGGGCUUGUUUUAUAUACCUGGAUCUGUUAUUUGUCCGUCCAGGGUGGAACGAAGUUAGCUUGUGAUUGUUUUCAAACCUGAACGCUGACGUUCUGUUCCAGGUGGGUCCCAGGGGCUGACAGGUGAACGGGUUUGGAUUCUGGUUCCCAGUCCCCAGUCGCCGGUGUCGCUUUUCGUGAAUUGGAGUGCAAUCGGCAGAUCUUUGGAUCAUUUCAGGCUUUUAUUUUAUGCUCUUAUGGUUUGAAAUGGCCUGUGGAAUUAACUUUGUAUUGAUAUAGUCAUUGUUAUUUCUCAGAAUUACACUUUACUUAUAUUUACAUAUAUAUACAUAUAUUUACACACUGCCAGGCGGUAUUUUAUCCUUCUUUCAUUGCAGGAAGUAUAAAGGAACUAAAAUGCAUCUGUUUAAGUUGCUGCCUACUAAUCUACCGACACAUAAUCGAGCUAAUUCUUUCAAAUAAAAAAAUUUGCGGGGCAUUUAGAUGUAUAAGACAUGAAUUAUUAUGAUUAUUAUUUCAACGACGGCGCAGCAUUACGAGUGAAAAACAAUAAAUACGCCUCACAGCUUCAAAUUAAACCUGCGUGUUCUCUGGACUCCUUACUCUGUAAAAAAAAAAAGAAGUGUCAAAUUUAAGAGGAACUCAUUUUUAAAAAAUAAGCACUUUCAAUCUUUGUCAUUAUUUCCCCAACGCCUUCCAUUUCCGCCUCACUCUGCAGGGUCUGAGUGUGUUUGUGCUCAACGCGCCGUGGACAAUAAAGUGUCAGAUGUUGUUUAUUUAUUCAUUUAUUUGAGGCCGACUCGACAGUCUGUUUUUACAGUGCUUUAGCUAUAGUAGAGGAGGGACGUCCAUGGCUUCUUCUGACGAGUCUUCUGUGAAGAGUAACGCUGUAUUCUGCUGAUAUGUGGUUUCAAUAAAUGUUGCAGAAAAAUCUGCUCUUAUAUUGUGUUUGUGGCAAAUCCGCAGAACGUCCUGGCAUUUCUUCACGCCGAUUCUUUUUCAACAUAUUUGUUGCGUUCAUCAUCCUCUGUAACAUUUGAGACAAGCUUGAUAUUUGAAUGUUGUUAAUGAAGAAAGUAGCUUCUUGUGCGAUCAGCUUAAUUCACAAUAUUUGAGUGAAAUGGAGGCGGAGCUUUGGGUGCUUGAAGCAAUUCCAAGAUGGCUGAUGACGUUUCUGUUUACAGCUAACAUGGUUCCGACACACACAAAAAGGAAACGUAUGACUAAAACUUUGGAUUCAUAAGAAAGUAAAACGUUGAAUUAGAUGGAAUCUAACAGACAUCAACCCGUCAAGGAGAAUAUAAAUAGACGAUGGAUCCAGUGCAGUCCAGCUGUAGCGGUCUCAAUCAGUAACAACUUCAACACCAAUGACUGUUGUUGUGUUCAGUGUUCUAACGUUGAUGAAAUUCGUACCAUUCCAUUCGCUGGCUUUAUAGUCUUAUCCUGGCAUUAACGCAUCAGCGGACAGCGGUCUCCUGUAGACCUUUACUCUGACACUAGAAAAAGUAAAAACAAUUCCAGACGUUUCAUGACAGAUGGAGGUUAAAAAGUCCAAAAUGAGAAACUUUCCAGUAUCUUCCAUUUUAUCUCCUGAAAGUCUUGCUCUCUCUCGCUGUCCCACAGCCUGGUACAGCUUAAAAUGGUGUGCUCACUGAAACAGGGUCAUGGAGUUCCAGUGAACAGGGUACCAAUAUUCUCUUGGUAUAUUUAUUGUUUUUCAUAAAUUGUGCAGCCCUACUGAAAUGUAAAAGAAAAACACAGACCGACAGAAACAGAACAACCAAACUGUUGGGAACCAAGACGUUUAAUCUGUCCAUCGCCGUUUCUUCCUUCCUGGUCUGUCUGGCUUCACCAGCUCUGAUUCCUGUCAUUUCCACAUUGGAAACACCUUCCCACAGGUAACCUGUAGAAUCUAUGUAGAUCUUCUAUAAGUCUGUUGUUGAGAGCGUCAUGCAGAAUCAGAGCCAGUGACCUAAAAAGGCUCACCAACCUGAUACAGAAGACUGGUUCUGUUUUGGGGACGGCUGUGGAACCUCUGGAAACGAUCCAAAGUAGGAUUCUUCAUAAAAUCAAAAAAUAACUACGGACAACCCUGACCAUUCUCUUCAUGAGACCGUCUUGAGAAAACAGACUGUCUUCAGUAGGAGGCUUCUUCAGACUCACUGCAGCACAGACUGCUACAGGAGAUCUUUCCUCCCAACAGCCAUCACCGUCUUCACUAACUCUUUAAUGAGUCACAACAACAUUUAAUAUCUUUUCAGGGUCAAUAAAGUAUUUUUGAAUUUGA